Molecule: messenger RNA, 2274 nt
Organism: Diaporthe citri
Lineage: Eukaryota; Fungi; Ascomycota; Sordariomycetes; Diaporthales; Diaporthaceae
Exons: 6
Coding region: 1-2274 (757 amino acids)
Source: RefSeq, a predicted model, not a curated record
AUGUACACCAACAUCGCCAUCACCGCCCUGGCCCUGGCCGCCACCGCAACAGCAAGCCCCACCGCAGUCCGCCAGACCUCGGAGCCCGCCGCCAACGCCUUCCCCAUCACGCUAGGCUGGCUGGCCUACUCGCACGGGCACGAGCACGUCGCGUGGACGCCGACCCGGACGACGAUGGGCGACGCGUGCAACCCCAACACGAACGCGACGCGCACCGCGGUCGUGCAGGCCGACAACAGCGGGUUCCCGUCGAACCCGCUGUGCGGGCACGAGUUCGCGCUCGAGGGCGUCACGGGCCUGUCGCUGCUGUGCGCCGACAGCGCCGAGAAGGGCGAUGCUGCGUCGCAGGUCACGGCCGUUGCCACCAACGGCGAGAAGACGCACUCGUGCGUCGACCUGCCUCUCACCAUCUACGGAACGUCGUGCGGAGUGGGCACUGCCAUCUGGCAGGAGUAUGCCUACGACUUCACUCCUGCCGCCGUGACCGUCACCGUGACGGAAUCCAUGUGUAUGACCGGCCUCGCCGGGGAUGCCACUCCACUCUCCGUGGCCAACGCCCUGGCCAACGCUGCCGACGCUUCAGCUGCUGCUUCCGUCAUCGCCAGCGUGAUGGCUAACGGCUAUCGCGGAGACUUUGCGGCCCCUCAACGUGGUACGGACACGAACACCACGACUGUCACGGCCGUGGCCAGCGCCACCAAUUGUCCCGCCGUACCAACCUUCGACUUGACUCCUGCCGUAUUCUCUGAAGUCUUAAACGGCGAUUCAAACAAGACCACGGCCAUCAAUCCCAAUGCGGACGGCACCGAGCAGCGCUGGUCCAACGGGCGCCAAUCGCUCUGCUUCACCUCGAGCAGCUGGGUCGGCACGGGCUUCUAUGCAAUCUACCUGGACGGCUGGGGCCAAGAAAGCGAUGGCUGUGGGAAGGGGGCCCUCGAUAAUCUCCGUGCCCAAUGCGGCGAUGUCGACGGCUGGGGCUGCAGGUACUGGGGCUCCGGCGUGCUGCUGACCUUUUACCUUUCGGGCGCGACGACGAAGAGGUGUGCCAUGGACGCGAUGUGGCUUGCUUCACCAAAGGACCAGAGGGAGGCAGGCCUUUGCUGCGUGUAUCUGGGUCCUUCGGGCGUUAACCCCAUUACCAACCCUGACUCGGCGUUUAAGGGUAAGGUCAUUAUAAGUGAGGGCAAGACGGACCGCAUGAGCAGCCCACCAGAGCAACGACAACACGCCAUAAUCCCCAGCAUCACCCGCUACACGCACAUCUACAACUCACACAGCCACACCCCGGCAAACAUCACCACCAUGGGCAUGAAGGAGGUGGGCAUCUUCCCAGCAUCGGGCGCCCUGGGCGGCAGCACCUACAGGCACCUGCUCAAGCUGGUGCCCAACGACCACGUCACGCUCAUCAACCGGUACCCCGAGAAGGUGGAGGCGGAGUACCGCGACGCGGGCGUGAGGGUGCGCAAGGCUUCGUACGAGUCGUCGCCGCAGGAGCUGGAGCUCGCCUUCAGCGGGCUGGACGUGCUGUUCCUGGUGUCGUACCCCAGCCACGUGCACGAGUACCGGGUGAAGGUGCAACUCCCGGCAAUAGACGCCGCCAAGCGCGCUGCUGUCAAGCACAUCUUCUACAGCAGCCUGGGUUUUGGCAGCGAUGCGGCCGGCCAGUCCCUCAAAGCGAACUCCAAGGCGGUCGUGAUGCAGGCGCAUCUAGACAGCGAGGCGCGCCUGGACUCGCUCGCAAAGGAGGAUCCUGGGUUCACUUACACGUCUGUCCGUGAGGGCCUGUACUCGGAGUCGUACCCCAUUUACACAGCGUUCUUGGACCCCAAGGCCGUGGCGGACGGCUCAGAGGUGCAGAUCCCGCAUGACGGUGGCGGCCGCGGUGUCAGCUGGGUUAAGCGGGAUGAGCUUGGCGAGGCGACUGCACGGCUGAUCGCGCGGUAUUGCGGGGUUGGCGGCCAGUUCCCGCAGCGGCUUGUGAACGGCAAGGUGCUUCUCUCAGGGGACAGGGAGAUCAGCUUGGCGGAGACGGUGGAGAUUCUGGGGAAGACGGUUGGCAAGACGUUCAAAAUUCGGCACGUGAGAGUUGAUGAUUACGUCAAGUUGCCGCAGGUGCUGCAGGUAUUUGGGUCCGAAGAGAAGUGCAGGACAUGGGCGACUGCUUGGGAGGGUAUAAAGGAUGGCGAGGCCGCACUGGUAACUGGGGACCUGGAGGAGAUACUGGGCAGGAAACCGGAGGGGUAUGAGAAGACCAUCAAGGAGCUGUUGGCAUGA